GGGAGCGACUGAACUGAGGGGAAGGGGUGUCGUCCAAACCCGACUAUUACCGUGGCUGUUGGAGCGGGGUUGGAACUCGGGGCGCCGCUCACUGGCAGCGGGUGGCUGAGCAGCCUGGUUCUCUUGGAAAGGACAGCCCGUCCUGUCAGGAGUCGCCUCUCUUCCGCUGAGGGAAGGUCUGUGUUGGAUAUUUUGUAACAGCUAAAAAUAAGCAGAUCUCAAUUUUGGAUAGUGCUGGUUGCCUGGCAUCUAAUUACAGUGAUUUCACACUAGAUACAUAAUGAGCAUAUUGAUGCAAGAUAAAUUUAGUGAACAACUAUAAAAUGCCCAGGUUUGGGUCAACAAAGACAGUUCAAGUUCAGAAUUCUGUCAGCGAUAGCACCAUGGUGGAGAAACCAACUGGAAGAAAGAGCAAGGACAAGAUUGCCUCCUACAGCAAAACUGCAAAAGUGGAUAGGAGUGAUGUGGGAAAGGAGAUGAAAGAAAAAUCUUCCAUGAAACGUAAACUUCAGUUUAAUGUUAGUCCAUCCAGAAAUGAAGAUCGAAAUUCAGAUACAGAUUCAGAUCCAGGACAUACAAAUGAAAACUGGGGGGAGAGAUUAAUACCUUCUUACAGGACAUAUUCAGAGAAAGAAGUCCCAGAAAAGAAGAAAAUGAAAAAGGAAGCUGGAAAUAAAAAAGCAGCACCCGUUAGCAUUCUUUUUGGUUACCCGCUAUCCGAACGUAAACAGAUGGCCCUUCUUAUGCAGAUGACUGCAAGAGACAACAGCCCAGAUCCUAAUUUGAAUCAUCCUUUACAAACAGUGGCAACACAAAAGAAAACUCCAAGCUCCUCAUCACGCCAAAAAGAUAAAGUUAACAAAAGAAAUGAACGAGGGGAAACUCCCUUACAUACAGCUGCCAUUAGAGGUGAUGUUAAACAAGUUAAAGAAUUAAUUAGUCUAGGUGCAAAUGUGAACGUGAAAGAUUUUGCAGGUUGGACACCACUCCAUGAAGCUUGUAAUGCUGGUUAUUAUGAUGUUGCUAAGGUCUUGAUAGCAGCAGGGGCAGAUGUAAAUACUCAAGGCUUAGAUGAUGAUACACCACUCCAUGAUUCUGCAAGCAGUGGACAUAGGAAAAUUGUAAAGUUGCUCCUCCGACAUGGUGGUAAUCCAUUCCAAGCCAAUAAACAUGGAGAGAGACCUGUUGAUGUAGCUGAAACAGAAGAACUGGAACUGUUACUAAAAAGAGAAGUUCCUAUUUCUGAUGAUGAAGAUGGCUGUUCAGAUCUUGAUGAAGCACCAUCUGUAAAUCCUUCCAGCAUAGAUGGCAAUAUGGAUUCUGAGACAGAGAAAGAAUCUCUAGCUAAUGACAACAAACAUGUUUCUAAUAAGACACCUCUUUCAUCUGCUGUUGAUGAAUAUGAAUUUAAAGAUGAUGAGGAUGAAGAAGUUAAGAAAAUGAUUGAUGAUAGACAUAUUCCUCGGAAAGAUCUGAGAAAAGAGGAUACAUCUGAAAUUGAACAAAGUAACUUAUUUCUUACACAGGAAAAGCUAUCAUUUCCAAAAUCAUUUAAAAAUAAAAAACAGAAGCCUUCCAGAGUCCUUUAUUCAAGUUCUGAAAGUUCAGAUGAAGACAUUCUUCAAGACAAAAAGAUAAUGUCUCCUUCAUGUACUGUUACAGAAAUUUCAAAUUCUGAUGCAAAGAUUAAAAAAGAAUAUGUUUAUAAUGAAUAUAAACAAAAAGGAAAAGUUAAGAGAAAACUAAAAAAUCAAAGCAAAAAUAAAGAGAACCAGCAAUUAACACUAGAAAAAGAUCAUUCCAGAGUGACAAACCUAGGUGUUUCCUUGUUAGAAUCUUUAGACAAAAGCAAAGAAGAUGAUAAUUUUCGAAAAACAUUUAGCCCAAAGGAGGAUUCUUCUUUGCCUUUACUCCAUAUUACUCCUAGCAAAUCUCCUAAACAUCCAUGUGGCAUAAAUGAAAAGCAGUCUUCAACACUUAAACAAGAAAAUGUUAAAACUUGUUUAUCUCCAGGAGAGUCUGAGGUAACUUCACAGUCUGAAUUAAUUCAAUAUGACCAUAAUCCAGAUUCUGAUUUUCUUUUGGAAAAUUCUAGUGGUAAGUCUUACAAGAACAGAGACAAAAGUAAGCAUCAGAAAGAAUUUAUUUUAGAAUUUAGUGAGAAAUCCAGUCCUAAACUUAAAGAGGAAGAUAACAGUCCACUCUUUGAAAAUUCUGACUCUAUGAUGAAGAAGACUGACAAGGAGGGAAAAAUACUUAAAAAGCAUAAAUUGAAGCAUAAAGAAAGGGAAAGGGAUAAGCAUAAAAAGGAGCAGGAUGGAGAGAAAGAAAGAUAUAAGCAUAAGGAGAAUUCCAAGGAUGUCCAAAGGAAUGUUGAGUUUGAUAGAGAAUUUUGGAAAGAGAAUUUUUUCAAAAGUGAUGAGGCAGAAGAUAUGUCAACUAUAGACCAUGACCCUCAAAUGUCAGAGAAGAAAUCUAAACUGGAAAAAGUCUUAAGUAAAGAAGACAAAUAUGUGAAAGAGAGAAGCUUUCAAAAAGAUAAAUUUUUUAGAGAGGAAAAAGAGAGAGAAAAAAAUAAAAAAGAAAAUGACAAGGAAGAGAAAACAAAAGAAGAUAGCAUAUUUAUUGAUAAAGAAGCAGAUUUUUUUUGUUUAGGUGUUAGGGAUAUAGGAACAAGUAUAACUUCUAUAGAGAAGGAAGACAUUGAGAAGCAAGAAAAAAGGGAUCAUAGAGAAAAAAAUGAGAAGCGGAACUCUGCUAUUGAAAAAAUAGAAAAAAAAAAUACCGAUAAAGAGAAAAAAAUAAAAUGUGAACAUAAAUCAGAAAAAGAUAAAUCAGACUCUCUUGAAAAUAAUGAAAAGAUAAAAGAAAAGGAAAAGGUGUAUUUUCAACAGGCAGAAAAAUCUAAUAAAGAACAUGAUAAAAUAAAAAGCUUUAAUGCUAUUAAAAAGCUUGAUGACAAAGAAAAAAUUAAAGAAAGAUUUGAAAAGAAGCAUGAUAAAGAAAAAAAUGAUAGAUUCUUGUCUGAGUGUAAAGAAAAACCCAGCAAUGAUAAGAAAUGCAAGAGUUCUGAAAAGGAUGGUGAAUAUUCAAAAGUGGAAAAAGGAAAAAACAAAGAAAAGGAAAUGGAGAAAAAAGAGAAAUCGAAAGAACGGGACAGUUCAGUAAUUAUAAACAUAAAGCAAACAGCAGAAGAGAAAAAAGGCAGUGGUGAAAAAUCUUUAUUCUUAAAAGAGAAGCCAAAGGAUGAAUUGCUGAAAACUCCUGAUGGAAGAGAGAAGGAUAAAAAAGAUAAAGAUAUUGACAGAUAUAAAGAGCGUGACAAAUAUAAAGAUAAAAUUCAGCAAAAUAGUGUACCUAAAUUAAAAACUGAAAUUGAAAAGCUUAAAUCUAAACCAUUACCAGUCUCUAAAGAUACUCGACCUAAAGAAAAGAGAUUAUUAAAUGAUGAUUUGAUGCAGACAAGCUUUGAAAGAAUGCUUAGUCUUAAAGAUCUGGAAAUUGAACAGUGGCAUAGAAAACACAAAGAAAAAAUAAAACAGAAAGAAAAAGAAAGAUUAAAGAAUCGAUCCUGUACAGAACUUAACAAAAUAAAAGAUAAGGACAAAAUAAAAUAUUCACUUACUGAAUCAAAGAACAAAGAACUGAUUCGUUCAAAAAGCUCAGAGUUAUCAGACGCUGCUGGGAAGGAUAAGCAGCUACGAGAUGCUACCAGUAGUAGGUCACAGUCAGUUGAUAUAAAAAAUUCUGGUGGAAAACCAUCCCUAGCGUUGGACAAUAGCUUAAGUAGGUCUCCUAGAUCAGAAAGUGAAAAAACUGGACUAACAUCCCGGUCAAUAUCUAUGAUUUCAAUUGCUAGCUCAGAGGAUUCUUGCCAUGCUACAGUAACUCCUCCAAGACCUGUUACUGAAUAUGAUUCAGAUUUUAUGCUUGAAGGAUCUGAUUCUCAAAUGUCUUUUUCACAUUCACCAUUUUUGCCUAGUGCCAAAUCACCUGCAAACUAUGAGAAUGAUAGUUUGUCAGAGUUGCCAGAGCGCAAUAAAGCACCUAUCUUAAACAGACUACCACCAGCUUAUGUUAGAUCAGCAUCAGUCGAAGAUGUGAAAUUUGUGAUAAAUGAUUGUAGACCAGUUGUAGAAGUGCGAAGAUGCAGUAUGCCAGCUGUUUAUGAAAAUACAAAACAGUCCCGAAUAUCAGAAGAAAAUAGCCACAGUACUUUGCUCUCAGUUCAAAGUUGUAAUUCUUUUCCUAAACAUGAAUGUUGCAAUUUGCUUGAAAAGGAUUCCCAGAAUGGACUGACCAGCUUGUAUUCCAGUUCUGCUUUAUCCCCAAGUAGACCUGUUAAUAAACUUAAUACAUUAGAUGCAGUUGGAAAAAACACUGCUCCUUCAAGCUCAUCAGGAGAAAGUCAUACAUUUUUAGAACAUAAUAAUACAACUCAAUCAAAUAAAACAUGGGAUGUGCCUUUGGAUAGAUUUAUUUCAUUAAAUAGUGAGUGUUCCUGCUCAAAUUAUGCAGGCUGUGAGCCUGAUACAGCAAAUGUCUCAGCCAUAACUACUUUUGAAAAUAAAAGUAUGAAACAGCAGAAAAGUUCUGAACCUUUUUGUCAUCAUACUGAAAGCAUAUCAAAUCCUGCAUCACAGGAAAUGGUAGAAUUUUUGUCUGUUCAGUCAUGCUGCCCUCCUCAGAUUCAGCCAGGCACAGAUACAAUCUAUAUGUCAAAGCAUGUAGUUCUGUCAGAUACAAACAGCCAAGAGCUUCUGAUUAAGAGCCCACAAAGUUCCAUUCAACCUAGCAAUUCAGUACUAGACAUAGAUGCUACAAGCAAAAAAAAGAUAGAAAAAAAUGUCUUCUUGUCAAACAAUAAAAAGGCAGAUAUGCUUAUCACAGUUUAUCCUGAAAGUGUCACUAAAGAUAUUUCACAAAAUUUUGAAAAGGAUUUUUUUGCAAUUGAUCCCCGCUUACACUCUAGUGCAAGUUCAUCUGUAGUAAGUAAGCUCAUUUAUAAAACGUCACAAGCUGAUGAACUCGAUAAUAGCAUAAUUGAUAUUCAGUUCCAAGGUGAAAAAGCCCAUUCCACUGACAUUUGUUCAUCCCAUAUGGCUGGUAAUAAAAAUGACCUAGAUCUACAGGAUCUAAAUGGUAGAGCACUGAAAGGAAUUACAAAUGAGUACAAUAGAAAAUUUUUUAAUAUAGACAAUGCAGAAAACAGUUCAGUGGAAGAAAACUUGCAGCAGUACCUGCCACCUAAUUUGGAAAGCCAUUCACAGUUAACAGGACAUGAAGUACAUAAAUAUAGUCCAACUAUUAAAUCAGAAUUGGAAGAAGCAGCAGAAGAUCCUAAAGCACAACACUAUGAAAUUCCUCAAAGAAUUACAAGGAAUAGAGCAAAUAUGCUUGCUAAUCAAAGUAAGCAGAACAUUUCUGGUUGUUCCCAGAUCUCAGAAAGAGAUUUUGAUUCAUCUGCCUCUUUGAAAGGACGGAUAAGGUUAACUGAGGAAGAUGAUGCUCAGACACAUCAUCCACGUAAAAGAAAGCUGUCACGUGUUCCUCAGCCUGUUCAAAUAAAUCCAUCUUUAAUGCAAGCUAAAGAAAAAACUCACCAGUCUCUGGCAGCUGUUGUAGACUCUCUAAAACUAGAAGAGAUUCAGCCAUACAGUUCAGAGAGAGCAAAUCCGUAUUUUGAAUAUUUGCAUAUAAGAAAGAAAAUAGAAGAGAAACGUAAAUUACUAUGUAGCGUUAUUCCUCAAGCACCUCAGUAUUAUGAUGAAUAUGUAACCUUCAAUGGAUCGUACCUCCUAGAUGGCAAUCCCCUGAGCAAGAUAUGCAUUCCAACAAUCACACCACCACCAUCACUAUCUGAUCCACUUAAAGAACUCUUUAGACAGCAAGAAGUUGUAAGGAUGAAACUUCGUUUGCAACACAGUAUUGAAAGGGAAAAGCUUAUUGUUUCCAAUGAACAAGAAGUACUACGAGUCCAUUAUCGAGCAGCAAGAACUUUAGCAAAUCAGACUUUGCCCUUCAGUGCAUGUACAGUACUGCUGGAUGCUGAAGUAUAUAAUGUGCCUCUGGAUACACAGACUGAUGACAGUAAAACAUCAGUUAGAGACCGAUUUAAUGCAAGGCAAUUUAUGUCAUGGUUACAAGAUGUGGAUGAUAAAUUUGACAAAUUAAAGACAUGUCUCUUGAUGAGGCAGCAACAUGAAGCAGCAGCUUUAAAUGCUGUUCAGAGACUGGAAUGGCAGCUUAAGCUACAAGAACUUGAUCCUGCAACUUACAAAUCAAUCAGCAUUUAUGAAAUUCAGGAAUUCUAUGUUCCUCUUGUGGAUGUUAAUGAUGACUUUGAAUUGACACCUAUAUGACAGCUAGCAUUUCUUGCUGUUACAGCUCAAGACUGUGGGAUGUUUAAAUUAUAGCACUAAAAUGGAAUACUGCUUUUAUCAAUAUUCCAUGUAUUCCCUCUGAAAUGUUCCCCAAAUCUCAUUCAGUAUUGCACAUGUGUAUACCAUUUGUUAAUAAAUGGUAUUAUUUUAGCCUCUAGGUUCAAAAAGCAUCUUCCCAGUAAAUCUAUCUACAACAGUCUUUCACUAAAGAUUUAACAGCGCUGGCAGCUGUUAAAAAUCCACCAAAAAUACUUGCUAUUUAAAGUUCACUUUAAUGGUUUUCAUUAUUAAACUUAAACGUUUUAGAAAAACAACAAAAACCUGUGGAAGAACUUACAAGCUUGUGGGAAUGUGCAGAAUGAGAGUCUAUUCAUCUUACAUAAUUUAUAGGUUAACUGUACAGUUUUCUUUUUGAAAAAGAUGUUAUAUUGUUUUCAUUUUUUAAAAUAACUUAUUUUAUACAUAUUGUGCAAAUGUAAAUACUCUUAUAUUUAAUGUUCAGCCCUGUAUAAAAAUAGAUAUUUUAAUUGUAAAACUGUUUUGUCUAAUGUUUAUUGGACCAAAAUUGUUGUUGUUUCUUAUGUGUAAUGUACAGGCAAUUUUCUUUUAAAAGCAUGGCAUUUGAUUUAGCUGCUUGUUCAUCACCAUUACUGCUAAGAUUUGGUACUGAGUGGUAUUGCAUGCUAGCUCAGUUGAAAUUUUUCCCUAAUGCAGGGUACCUAAAUGAUUUAAACAUUUGUUACCAAUCCAGUAUACUGCUUUGUACAGCAUCCAUUCAUUCAGAGGAAUUUGCAUGAAUCCCCUUUCAUUGUAGUAUGUAGCAGUGCUUAUUGGAUUAUGUCUUGACUUCACAGAGCCAUUUGUCUUUUGCUCUGCUGCUAUAAUGCCAUAUUUGUGACUUACCUUGGAAAGAGUAUUUUGUUUAAAAUCUUUACAAGAUUAGAAAACUAGCUCCUAUAUCCUGGUCUCAAAAGGAGUUUUCAGUGUCCCAUUUCUUUCCUUUUAAAUGCCUCUCAAUGAAAAAUCUUAAAUUGUAUAUUGUCUAUUUUACUAUUCCCUGAUAGAAACAUGUAAAUAACUGUACAUACAAUGUUUAAUAAAUUCUAUUGGUCAUGCUAACAGAUGGUUGAAUCCUUGUGAUGGUGAAAUUUUCAUUCUUGAAGUUUUAUACAAUUUGACAAAUAAAUCCUUGAAAGUUCCAUGAUAA
Candoia aspera is the source of this 7590-nucleotide messenger RNA. RefSeq names its product ankyrin repeat domain 12 (gene ANKRD12). Lineage: Eukaryota; Metazoa; Chordata; Lepidosauria; Squamata; Candoiidae. Gene Ontology annotation, cellular component: nucleoplasm. Gene Ontology annotation, molecular function: protein binding. Bases 324 to 6362 code for a protein of 2012 amino acids. The transcript has 14 exons. The record is from RefSeq and is a predicted model, not a curated record.